Molecule: messenger RNA, 622 nt
Organism: Pipistrellus kuhlii (Kuhl's pipistrelle)
Lineage: Eukaryota; Metazoa; Chordata; Mammalia; Chiroptera; Vespertilionidae
Gene: PIGP
Product: phosphatidylinositol glycan anchor biosynthesis class P
Exons: 4
Coding region: 13-417 (134 amino acids)
Biological process (GO): GPI anchor biosynthetic process
Molecular function (GO): phosphatidylinositol N-acetylglucosaminyltransferase activity
Source: RefSeq, a predicted model, not a curated record
UCAAAGGGAAAAAUGGUGGAAAAUUCACCGUCGCCAUUGCCAGAAAGAGCCAUUUAUGGCUUUGUUCUUUUCUUAAGCUCCCAGUUUGGCUUCAUCCUGUAUCUCGUGUGGGCCUUCGUUCCUGAGUCUUGGCUGAACGCCUUAAGCUUGACCUAUUGGCCUCAAAAGUACUGGGCAGUCGCACUGCCCGUCUACCUCCUCAUUACCAUAGUCAUCGGGUAUGUCCUCUUAUUUGGAAUAAACAUGAUGAGCACCUCGCCACUCAACUCCAUUCAUACAGUCACAGAUAACUAUGCUAAAAAUCAGCAGCAGAAGAAAUACCAGGAAGAGGCCAUCCCAGCAUUAAGAGAUAUUCCUAUUAGCGAAGUAAAUCAGAUGUUCUUUCUGACUACCAAAGAAUCUUACACCAAAAACUGAGUUGUAUGUACACUACCAUCAAACAUUUACUGCAGGUUUUGGCAUAAUAAUUUUGACCAUAAUCAUUUCUCUUAUUACCCAGUAUUAAAAUAUUUUGAAAAACGUAAGUUGAACUUCUCUUAGAUUGACCUCCAUUAAUAUUGUAAAAGUUCUCCAAUAUUAGUUACUGAUGGACAGAAUAAAUAAAACAUUGAUCAUUACCAUA